AUGGAGGAUGAUGCUGCUUCUGUUGUGACGUGCUCCGGGUUUUCCUCUGCUCCAGACUCAGAGAAGUGGAGCUCUCUGCAGGAACAGCACGGGAACAACGGUUACGACUGCGCGUUAAAGCUGGGCCACGACUCCGUGAAGCUGAUCAAGUUCGCGGACGACACCACCCUCAUUGGACUCAUCUCCGACAACGAUGAGUCCGCCUACAGGAGGGAGGUGGACCGGCUGGUGUCCUGGUGCAGUGGAAGCAACCUGGAGCUGAACGCCCAGAAGACAGUGGAGAUGAUUGUGGACUUCAGGAAGAGCACUGUCCCCCCGCCCCCACCCUCCGUGAUGGGCACCACCAUCACCCAGGACCUCAAGUGGGAGCCGACCAUCAGCUCCCUCAUCAAGAAGGCCCAGCAGAGGAUGUACUUCCUGCGGCAGCUCAGGAAAGCCAAGCUGCCUGCACAGAUGUUGGUGCAGUUCUACACGCCCAUCAUCGAGUCCAUCCUCACCUCCUCCAUCACCUCCUCCAUCACUGUGUGGUUCGCUGGAGCCACAGUCAGGGACAAACAGAGACUACAGUGCAUUGUGCGCUGUGCAGAGGAAGUGAUCGGCCGCAGCCUUCCAUCGCUGCAGGACCUCGUUGUCCUCGGCGCGGCCCGCUGUUCCAGCGAUGAGAGCGUCAAAGACGCUGCUUGGUCCCCAGACUCUCCGAACUGCUCCGCGCUCGCGACCUCCGCCGUUGCCAUGGUAACGCUGGAAGCGCGUGUAGACCUGGUCCCAGCCGUUGAUGCAGCAGCCGUUAGUGCGGCCCUCUCUUCCACCAACGAGCUGCGUCUGAUGGGAGCCUGCACCUGUUUUGAGCAGAAAGAUGCAGGGCCUGAGCGAGCUGAGAACAUGAGCGCAGGGCAGCAGGGGUGCAUCAUGUUCUCCAGACGCUGCAAACUAGGAGCAGGGGGAGAGCGUUGA
Molecule: messenger RNA, 954 nt
Organism: Knipowitschia caucasica
Lineage: Eukaryota; Metazoa; Chordata; Actinopteri; Gobiiformes; Gobiidae
Source: the annotation of a GenBank genome assembly